AUGUCGGACGCUUUCUCCAUAAGGUCCACACAAAGUGCACCUCCAAGUUAUGACACCGCAGUUCAGCAAUCAAUACCGGAAGAAGAACAACUUGAAGAGCCCCCACUGGCAAGAGUUGUAACGGCAGCACCAUUGGUGGUAUUAGCUCCCCCGACCAAUUUAUCGUCCGAUACUCUCGUUGAAGCCACCGCGAGAAACUAUCUAACUAACGUAGCAUCAAGAGGACCAUUUUCAUCUGACGUCGAAGCAACAGGGCCAUUCACAUUCUCACCCUUCGGUCCAAACGCCAUGCUGCUUUUGCCCCAUGCGCUCUCUUCGAAUUCUCGCCCUCUAUAUCAUAUCUCUGUCUCGAGCGACUGCUUCAGACCUCAUAUAUUUACCACAAUUAUUCGCAGAGGAACAGAGAAAGGCCAAGUCAUUGCACAAAUCCAACGGUCCACAACACAGAAUGACGGUUAUCGGGGGACUGUUGAAUACAUAGGCGCAGGGCGGCCUAAGAUGGCUUAUCUCGAUAAUAUACAUUUCCAAUUGGAAGCACGCGAAAAGAUGAAAUAUGAGUGGCAUUUUGACAAAGACAUGCCUCUCGUGUGGCAAACAAAUUGUCCGGGAAGAACAGUGCGACUUCUUGCAUUUGUGCAAACGAGCGAUUUUUUGACAGAUGUUCCGGGUAUAUAG
Suillus clintonianus is the source of this 675-nucleotide messenger RNA. RefSeq lists its product as uncharacterized. The coding region runs from base 1 to 675 and encodes 224 amino acids. The record is from RefSeq and is a predicted model, not a curated record. Lineage: Eukaryota; Fungi; Basidiomycota; Agaricomycetes; Boletales; Suillaceae. The transcript has 5 exons.